Molecule: messenger RNA, 897 nt
Organism: Verticillium nonalfalfae
Lineage: Eukaryota; Fungi; Ascomycota; Sordariomycetes; Glomerellales; Plectosphaerellaceae
Exons: 3
Coding region: 1-897 (298 amino acids)
Source: RefSeq, a predicted model, not a curated record
AUGCCGACAGCUACCUGGGCCUCAGACUAUGACCUGAUCAAUCUCGGCCCUCUGACCACCACCUUCACAGCUCCGCCUGAAUGUACCCUCCCGGUCCAAGGUGUCGGGCUCGGUCCCGACGCUUAUGAGCCUGACUACAUCCUAUGGAACCAACAAUGCGACAUAGUAUCGGCUGGCAACUGUCUCCCGUCGGGGUCUGCAAUGGACAAUGAUUACAAUUCUCGCACCGGUCAACCAAACCAAGGCUAUCAGCUCUACUACUACUCGCCAGCUGCGGCGUGUCCGGCAGAUUGGAAGACUGUCGGCCUUGUAUCACGAGCCAACGAUGGCUUACUGUCGUACAGCGGAGUUUUUGAUCCGUCAUGGGUAACGCGUCCGGAGAAAUCGGUAACGACGAACACUGUCUUCAAUCCCCUCGUCCAUCGGUGGGCGAAUGAACUCGGCCCUCAGGAGACUGGCAUCGCGUGCUGUCCCAGCGACUGGAUCCCUGAUAUAAAUGCGUUCUGCUUCUCUAAUUUCCCAGCGGGCAAGUUUCCGGGCACAACAGCAUGCGGCAUCGAGAACACGAAUUGGCCUCCCGGAACAUACGUACCGGGAUCUUUUCCACUCGGCAACCAGACCGUGACGGGCAUAGUGUUGAGCCUGACAACGACGCUCGACCUCAUCAGCUCCGAGACGACUUUUCCUUCGGGCUACUGGGCCACAGCCGAUGACGAUCAAGAAUGGGAGGGCAUUGCCACCCAGAACAUGAUUUUUUUGGCUACAGGCGGCGCUUCUCCUGCGCCGACGCCGAAGCAGACUUUUACGGAGACAGAUGCCUUCUCACAGGCGACUGGUGCGACGCUAUCUGUGAAUUUCCCGAACAAGGCAAGCGAGAUGCCAGCCGCUGCCAUCUAG